Messenger RNA from Venturia canescens, 2081 nucleotides. RefSeq names its product leucine-rich repeat-containing protein 15-like. The record is from RefSeq and is a predicted model, not a curated record. The transcript is spliced from 7 exons. Gene Ontology annotation, molecular function: protein binding. Gene Ontology annotation, cellular component: extracellular matrix. The coding region runs from base 427 to 2040 and encodes 537 amino acids. Lineage: Eukaryota; Metazoa; Arthropoda; Insecta; Hymenoptera; Ichneumonidae.
ACGUAAUCUGCUAAAUAGUCGAUCGGAAAUAAGAAUUUCGUAUCUCUUAUUUUUUUCCAACUUGCUAUUACAACUUAAAAAAAUUCGAAAUAUCGACCGUUAUACAAUUUGGUUAUUCGGCAUAUUGAACCCUACACAAAAGUUUUUGUCAAAUCAUAUAGUAUAACCGUGCGAUGCUGAUUCGCUGAUGUUUUUUUCUCAUCGACGAUGUAAUUUGAGAAAUACGCAAAAUUGUCUCGACCCAGCACAAUGUACACUCGAGAAAAAAGCAUUGUUGUCCCAUUACGAGACGCCGUCGUGUCUCGUCAGCGUGCACCACGAUUUAUUUACUCGUUUAAUUAGUAAAUAUGGGCGACAAGGAUGAGCCUCGUAUUUAAGGGCUAUGGCGACGUCAGUACGUCGUGAAGCUUCUCGGCUGUUUGGAUAAUGUCGAGAAACGAUCUUCCUCCUGUUAUUCUCUUCAACAAUAGAACAAUCAAGUUUUAUUUUUUCUCGUUCUUCGCUCUCUGCUCAGCUGAUGUUUGUCCCGAAAUUUGGAAUACCUGUUUCGUUUCAAAAUCACGUCAACAUAUCGAAAAUACGUCGAACCGGAUGAGUGAUAUCGAGGGCCGGAUUUCGAGAGUUGAAAGACGGUUACGGGCUGUUGAACAACCGGUUUGGGAAAUUCGGGGCUGGCCAGGAGAUUGGGAAAUAUGUGCCCAAGGACCGUGCAAAUGCAGACCCGAAACUAAAUCUAUUUCCUGCUGGAGAAACGAUCUUCUCGACGUACCGCCUUCGCAAUUGGUGCCUGAUGACACACUCAAACUUGACCUUGGGAGUAAUAAAUUGACUGCCCUGCAUCGAGAUACCUUUCGUGAUUUGACGCAACUGCAAGAUUUAGAUUUGAGCAACAACUUGAUAGAGCAUCUCUCACUGCAUUCGUUUCACUCGUUGCACAGCGUGACGCACUUGCGACUUAGUAAAAAUUUAUUGUGGGAAUUGCAGCCCACCCAAUUGCUGAGGAUGCGCAAUCUCCAUAUUUUCGACGUCUCCUCCAACAGACUUCGAUAUUUGCCGGAUGGCUUAUUUCUGACGAAUAAUUUUCUGCUCCUACUGGACUUUUCGGAUAAUCGACUGAGUUCACUGCCAAGCAGUGUAUUUCAAGGACUGAAAAACCUGGAGGAACUUCUACUGAGCAAAAAUCAUUUUUCAACUCUUCCACGAGAAGUAUUCCAUGAUCUUUGGAAUUUGAAGUGUAUACGUUUGGACGAAAAUGAACUUCGGGAAUUACCCGAUGGCAUUUUUCAAUCCCAAAUGAAUCUCGAACAGCUGGAUCUUCGAGAUAAUCGUCUCAUCAGAAUAUCUAAUGGGCUGUUGACGUCGAUGAAAAAUUUGAUCGAUCUCAACCUCUCUAAUAACAAGAUAUCGCACAUUGAUUCAGAUGCCUUGAAAGGAUUGUCUUCUCUGAAAGAGCUACGACUGGGGAAGAACAAUCUAAAAUCGAUACCAAAAAGAUUGUUUCUCGAUGCGUCAGUGCUACAGCAAUUAAUUCUCUAUGCAAACGUAAUUGAGACUCUGUCGAUGAAUGAUUUUUCUGGAUUGACGAACCUGACGACGCUUUUCCUUCAUUCCAAUCGGCUGAGAAUUCUCCAUCCUGAAGUAUUCAAUCACGUUCCAAAUUUGCAGAAAUUGCAGCUCGAGGACAAUUAUUUAUCGUAUUUACCACCGAGAAUAUUAGACGGUUUAAAAUCAAUACAACAGCUGCGGCUAUCGCGUAAUCCAUGGCAUUGCGAUUGUGGAGCAGCUUAUCUGGCCAUGUGGUUGCAAAAAAAGUAUCUCACCCAGUCGAACGUGACUCACGAAAUUUCGACCUCUGGAGCGUCAACAAAUUUUUGGGAAUUCGGUGGCGGCGCAAUAUGCAGAGGACCCUCGACUCUUGGAGGAAGGCUCCUCGUUCAACUAACGUUUCAUGAGCUUUGCCAGGGUCAGUGGGCCUCCAUGAAAGGUCUCUCUCCAAGGCUUCCAGUCGAAUCACUUGGUCUUGUGACACCAUUUGCUUGAUAAAAAUGAAUAAACGCACAUGUCAAAUGUGAGUCGAGCGA